Messenger RNA from Scatophagus argus, 3087 nucleotides. RefSeq names its product guanine nucleotide-binding protein G(i) subunit alpha-2. Lineage: Eukaryota; Metazoa; Chordata; Actinopteri; Scatophagidae. Gene Ontology annotation, biological process: adenylate cyclase-modulating G protein-coupled receptor signaling pathway; gamma-aminobutyric acid signaling pathway. Gene Ontology annotation, cellular component: heterotrimeric G-protein complex. Bases 781 to 1848 code for a protein of 355 amino acids. The record is from RefSeq and is a predicted model, not a curated record. The transcript has 9 exons. Gene Ontology annotation, molecular function: G protein-coupled receptor binding; GTP binding; G-protein beta/gamma-subunit complex binding.
CAUGUGACACAAAAACCCAUUAGCCAGUUUUUAACAUCCCGUCGCAUAUCCUUGCAAAGGCCAGCCUGCUCCUGCACGGUUCUGUCGGUCCCUUGGACCGGUUCAGACUGCUCUAUAACGCCGCGUUUGUAGUCUGAGAGGCGGCAGCCAUGAGAAACGCAGAGGAAUAACGCUGGCACAGCGCCCACUGCCUGCAGCCUCCACACUGCACUCCUGAAAUCACGCCUCACUGGCUUCCACUUUAAUUGGUUCCACCCCAAACUACACUGGAGAGCUCACCUGUUUUAAUUGAACUAUCGCGACAAGUUGUCCAAGUGACGUCGAUGCCGCUUCCAAUUGUCCUAGGAGUAGCUGAGAGUAUCCGAGGUGCAUAAUUGGGCGCGUACGAGGACUGCUGCAAUCGCGCCACCGAGGGACGCGCUGCUCACCAGGCCGACUAGACAGUCUGCAGCGGAGCAGCGAGCACAGGCAUCUAACUGAGCCUGUGCAUGGAUGCAGGACAGAAGGUUCUGAGCCUUUCGACAUGGACCUGAGAUUAACAAACCAGAUGGUUGGUUUGCAUCUCCUUCAUCUUCGAUCCCCUCAGUGAACAGGGGAGGAACAUUGACUUUUUUACACGUGGGUAUAAACUCUGGAAUCGGCUGUUUUUCCUCUCCAGAAAACAGUGCUGGACACAGGAGCUGCUCCACCGACAUUCUUGGCAUCGUCUGGCACGCUGAGGCCAUCAGCAUUGUAGCUUUUCCCCCCGCAAGUAGUCGGUGCGCCCCUGCGUUUGGAGCCAUGGGUUGUACAGUGAGCGCCGAGGAUAAGGCUGCCGCGGAGAGGUCAAAGAUGAUUGACAAAAACCUCCGAGAAGACGGAGAGAAGGCGGCCAGAGAGGUGAAACUGCUUUUAUUAGGUGCUGGUGAGUCGGGGAAGAGCACCAUUGUAAAGCAGAUGAAGAUCAUCCAUGAAGAUGGCUACUCAGAAGAUGAGUGUAAGCAGUACCGAGCGGUGGUUUAUAGUAAUACCAUCCAGUCUAUUAUGGCCAUUGUUAAAGCCAUGACCAGCCUCAAGAUAGACUACAGCAACCCUUCUAGAGCGGACGAUGCCCAGCAGCUCUUUGCCCUGUCUGCAGCUGCUGAAGAACAGGGCAUCCUUCCUGAUGAUCUGGCCAACGUGAUCAGACGAUUGUGGGGUGACAGCGGCAUACAGAGUUGCUUUGCACGGUCACGAGAAUACCAGCUCAAUGACUCCGCAGCAUAUUACCUGAAUGACCUGGAGAGGAUAGCUAAAGCAGAUUACAUCCCCACCCAGCAGGAUGUGCUGCGAACUCGUGUCAAGACCACUGGCAUUGUGGAGACUCACUUCACUUUCAAGGAACUGCACUUCAAAAUGUUUGAUGUGGGAGGCCAACGCUCAGAGAGAAAGAAGUGGAUCCACUGUUUUGAAGGAGUCACAGCCAUCAUUUUUUGUGUUGCACUGAGUGCUUAUGACCUGGUGCUGGCUGAGGAUGAGGAGAUGAACCGAAUGCAUGAGAGCAUGAAGCUGUUUGACUCCAUCUGCAACAACAAGUGGUUUACCGAGACCUCCAUCAUCCUCUUCCUCAACAAGAAGGAUCUCUUUGAGGAGAAGAUUACUCGCAGUCCCCUCACCAUCUGCUUUCCAGAGUACACAGGCGCCAACAAGUUUGAUGAAGCAGCCAGUUACAUCCAGACCAAGUUUGAGGACCUGAACAAGAAAAAGGACACAAAGGAGAUCUACACCCACUUCACCUGUGCCACUGACACCAAGAACGUGCAGUUUGUCUUUGACGCUGUCACCGACGUCAUAAUUAAGAACAACCUGAAAGACUGUGGUCUUUUCUAAAGGAAAAUGCCUGACGCACACAGACUGCAUGAGAGACUGCAACAGCCAUGUGAUGAUUACUGCUUUUCAUAAUGAAAACCAUAACAGACUUGAUUCCUAGAGGGGAAACCUUAAAUAACUUCAAUCACUAAUUUGCAACCAUCACAUUUUCUGUCAGUUGUGUUAUUAUUUUUUAUAUAUAUGUUUCUUACUGCUCUUGAUCAGGGGUUCCCAUACUAUUCAAACUGAACACCUGUAAAUAGAAAAAUAUAAAAGGAGCCACUUAUUGAAAUCACUAACAGUCAUAUACACCUGAGAAUAGCUGCUUUUAAAUUAGAUUUGUAACAGAAAUUAUAUGCCUUGACUGGUUUAAGUGGAAAAUAAUUGCUGGAAGAUUAAAAAUCAUAAUAAUAACUCAUCAUUUCUACAUGCCACAUUCGAAAUUGAAAUAUCAAAAUUGUCAUCCUUAACAGGCCUUCAAGAACCAGUUGGAGAUCCACUGGCUAAACUGUGGUUAAUUGAAGAAGAGGAGGAAGAAAGAAAAAGAUGAAGGCAAACUUAUUAAUUUGAUGAGUCUCUUUUUUUGUAUUAAGAUCUCUUUUUGAGUUUUUUUAGGUUUUCAUUUUCCUUUCUCUUUUUGCUUUUGACAUUUGAUAAGAGUACACAAAAACAACUUUUUAUAAAAAUUACAUUAACUUAUGUUAACUAAUGUUGGCAUUUUAUGAACCUUUUGACUGCACAAGAGCUUAUUUUUAGAAGACAACAAGCAUGCAGCCUGAAAAUGGAACAAGGGAAAAUGUUUUUGUACAAUGUUUACACAGAAUCAGUAUACACAGUUGUACUAUAGUGCAUUGUUCUGCAUGACCGUCCAUAGAUUAGCUUGUAUCCCACACGAACUGAGUAACAUUCCUUAUGUAACUUCUUUAAAGAAACAAAACCGAAAUGGUUAUGUGGCACUUUUAAGAUAUCUGCAAGAUUUCCACGUGGUUCUGUCUGUUCCUAACAUGGAUUGUUCUGUAUUAUUUGUUUCAUUCCAAGUCUUUUUACAUGUUUGUGCCUUGAUAUCUGUUUACACUUGUUCUUUAGAAACAUGCUAUCUUAUCAUAGUGUGAAUUAGGGCUAUUUCUAUUCCACUUCAAUUCACAUAACCCAUGAUUUAAGAUGCACCAUAACACAGAGACAAAUGGAUGAUAGUUGUUCAUUAAUAUUAAGGUAAAAGUCAGUCACUUGUUAAAUGUAAAUAAAAGUUUGGUCACAAAA